CUGGGGUAUACCCCGCUGGAAACCUCUCCAAACCCUUCCUCGCUCUCUCGAUCUCCUCCCCUCCAAAAUGUGGCGCCGCCACCUCCUCCGCGGCCUCCUCCCAUCUCCGGUGGCCGCCGCCGCCGCGCCCUGUCCCUCGAUUCGCCACCUCUCGACCGCCCCAACAACCACCACCAACACCACCUCCCUCGCCUCCUCCCUCUCCGCGGCAAUCACGAAGCUCUCCUCCACCCCGCCCCCGGCCACCUCCCCGGACGCCUACUUCUCGCUCCACUUCUCCGACGUCCGCCCCACCAACGCGCUCCUCGCCGAGACGCUCGCCCUCUCCCCGCCCGCCACCUCGCGCGCCGCCGCCGACCUCUUCCGCUUCCUCGUCCGCCGCUCGCUCCACCCCUCCGACGGCGCCCUCGCCCUCGUCGUCCGCCACCUCGCCCGCCGCCGCGACUUCCCCGCCGUCCGCACCCUCCUCCAGGAGUUCCCCUCCGCGCUCGGGCCCGCCACGCUCCACGCCUACCUGUUCCACCUCGCCAGAGCGGGGCGCGCCACGGACGCGCUCAAGCUGUUCGACGAUUUGCCCGAGCAGCUUCGCAACCGUGAGGCGCUCACUUCUCUGGUCUCCUCCCUCUCGAGUGAGGGCUUCCCGCAGCUUGCAGAGCGUGCUGUCAAGAAGGUCGCCCAUGAGAUCUUCCCCGAUGAUAACAUUUGCACUUUGCUGGUGUCUGGCUAUGCCGAUGCUGGUAAGCUUGACCAUGCGCUAAGGUUGAUCAGUGAGACGCGCAAUGGUGGGUUUCAGCCAGGAUUGGACGCCUACAAUGCAGUCCUUGAUUGUGUCUGCCGGCUCUGCCGCAAGAAGGACCCGUUAUUGAUGCCUGUUGAGGCAGAGAAGUUCUUAGGUGACAUGGAGGCAAAUGGCAUUCCCCGCGAUGCUGGAACUUUCCGCGUGCUGAUAAAAAAUCUUUGUAAGAUUCGCAUGACCGAGUCUGCAAUGAAUCUGUUCCAACGAAUGGGUGAAUGGGGAUGUUCACCAGAUGCUGACACAUACUUGAUACUUAUCAAGAGCUUGUAUCAGGCUGCCCGGCUUGCUGAAGGGGACGAGAUGAUGACAUGGAUGCGGUCAGCAGGGUUUGGAGAUAAACUCGACAGGAAGGCGUAUUAUGGGUUUGUUAAGGUUUUAUGUGGGAUUGAGAGGGUUGAGCAUGCUAUGAAGGUAUUCCGGAUGAUGAAAGGAUAUGGGCAUGCACCUGGAACGAAAUCAUAUAGCUUGCUGAUUGAGAAGCUGGCUAGGCAUAAUCUAGGGGAUCGUUCAAAUGCACUGUUCAGGGAAGCAGUAGCGCGUGGGGUAACUGUCACACCAGGGGUGUAUAAGAUUGACAAGAGGUAUGUUAAGGAAAAGAAGGAGAAGAAGGUGAAGAAGAGGCUGACUUUACCGGAGAAGAAGAUAUUGAAGAGCAAGCGGCUGUACAAGCUCAAAAUGAGCUUUGUCAAGAAGCCUAGGCGGCGAAUGCGGUCUUGAGCAGACUUGGGGUUUGGUUGGAGCGGAUGAUCAUGGAAGGGAAGUAUCAGAAAGAGCCCACUUAUGAUUUAUAACUAGAAGAGCAGGAAAUUGUUGUUCAUGAAUUAUGCCCUCCAUUGCUGAGUGGCUAACCGACAGCAUCACUUUUCUGACCUGAGGGCUCUGUGCGUUUUUUUUCUUAAUUGAUGGACUGCAAACUCUUUCUCGAUGUUCUGACGUCUUGCAGCAUAAAUAACAUACAUUUGCUUCUGUUAUUUACCACAUUACUGAGAAGAUUUUGAGUUCUUAUGAAGCAAUUGGUUGUAAUUAACAUCCUUCGAGCAGUGUUCUGUACGUUAAUGAUUCACCUCCCUGAGAAUGUUUAA
This is a messenger RNA of Brachypodium distachyon (stiff brome), 1878 nucleotides long. Its product is annotated as pentatricopeptide repeat-containing protein PNM1, mitochondrial. The transcript is spliced from 2 exons. NCBI's taxonomy places the organism in Eukaryota, Viridiplantae, Streptophyta, Magnoliopsida, Poales, Poaceae. Gene Ontology annotation, molecular function: protein binding. The record is from RefSeq and is a predicted model, not a curated record. Bases 68 to 1513 code for a protein of 481 amino acids.